Molecule: messenger RNA, 4501 nt
Organism: Limanda limanda (common dab)
Lineage: Eukaryota; Metazoa; Chordata; Actinopteri; Pleuronectiformes; Pleuronectidae
Product: oxysterol-binding protein-related protein 10
Exons: 13
Coding region: 39-2447 (802 amino acids)
Cellular component (GO): intracellular membrane-bounded organelle; cytosol; membrane
Molecular function (GO): cholesterol binding
Source: RefSeq, a predicted model, not a curated record
CUCCUCCUCCUGCUGCUGUUCACCGUCCCGUCGGCAGGAUGGACAAGUCUCUCUGCAGUCCGCAUCACGGGACCAACAAAACAAACUCUCCCUCCACGGAGCGGGGGAGCUCAGCGAGGAAGCCCGGCGGCCGGACCGGGACACACAGCCCCGGGUCUGGAUCCGGGUCUGGAUCCGGGUCUGGGUCCGGGUCCGGCUCCCUGGGGGGCCCGGCCGGAAUAGGGGGCAGCCGGGAAGCGAUGCUGGGGAACAGCAUGAAUGUGCAGCAGAGGAGGAGGCAGCUGGAAGGAGUGCUGAGCAAAUACACCAACCUGAUCCAGGGCUGGCAGAACAGGUACUUUGUGUUGGAUCCAGAGUCGGGACAGCUGCAGUAUUUCGUCAGCGAGCAGGGGAGAAGCCAGAAGCCCCGGGGGUCCCUGCCCCUGAUCGGUGCCUCGGUAACCACGAGCGACGAGGCUCCGCACAUGUUUGUCGUAAACUCCGUCAACGGAGAGCUGUACAAGCUCAGAGCCUCUGACGCCAAAGAACAGCAGUUGUGGAUCACUCAGCUCCAAACAUGUGCCAGGCGCCACUCCGACAGCAGUGCCAAGGUGAGGAAACUGAAGGGGUCAGAUGAGCACCUGAGUGUGGAGAGAGCAGGAGGAGGCCAGGAGGUGCUGGGCUACUCGUCCUCCGGUCGGACCCGUAGCUUCUCCCUGCUCCCCCACCUAACCCCAUCCUCAUCCCCGGGCUCCCAGAGGCACCUGGUCCCCACGCCCGCACCCGGCAACAUCGUCUCCAUCACCCACCACAAAUCUCCGGCUGCGGCUCGGCGGGCCAAGAGUCAGUACCCGGGUCGGCUGCUGGAGGUCAAAGAGGUGAUGUGCCAAGCCGAGGGCCAACAGAAGAACCUGGUCCAGUCCAUUGACUCCUUACCCACCAAAGGCCCCCUCUCCUGCCUGGACCAGGACCUGCUGCUACUCAAAGCCACAUCUGCCGCCACACUGAGCUGCCUGGGCGAGUGCCUGAACAUCCUCCAGCAGAGCCAGAGCCACAGCCAGGCGCCACCUCCGUCUCAGGCCUCCCAGCGAAACCACGCCGACCACGGAGCCCCCUCCGAUGGUGUUCCUGUGUGGACUGUACCAAAGUCGCCCUCAGGGGAGCUGAUGAAGAACGGAGGUCUGACCCCUCUGCGAUCAGCCGAGCCCUCGCCGGCCCUCAGGAAAAGGAGUCUGUCCCAUGGUGCUGAGCACCCCCCAGGGCUGGAAGACAUCAGCCCCAGUGAAGAGGUCACAGACACGGAGGACAACGACGAGGAGGACCUCGGCGUCCUGGACGACCAGCGGAGCAUCAUCCUCCACCUGCUCUCUCAGCUCAAACUGGGCAUGGACCUCACACGGGUGGUGUUGCCUACCUUCAUUUUGGAAAAGCGGUCGCUGCUGGAGAUGUACGCCAACUUCAUGGCCCACCCUGACAUGUUCCUGUCCAUCACAGCCGGGGCCACGGCCGAGGACCGCAUCGUCCGCUUCGUGGAGUACUACCUGACGGCGUUCCACGAGGGACGCAAGGGGGCCGUGGCCAAGAAGCCCUACAACCCCGUGCUCGGGGAGAGCUUCCACUGCUCCUGGGAAGUGCCGCGGGACAAAGUCAAACCCUCGGUCAGAUCGAACCAGAGCUCGACCUGGGAGCCGAGCCGGGGCCCCAACCACACGCAGCAGGAGGACGAGUCGCCGGGAGACUGCUACAGAGUUCGCUUCGUGGCCGAGCAGGUUUCCCAUCAUCCUCCGGUGUCGGGGUUCUACUGCGAGUGUCGGGAGAGGCAGAUGUGUGUCAACGCACACGUGUGGACCAAGAGCAAGUUCAUGGGGAUGUCGAUAGGAGUGUCCAUGGUGGGAGAAGGAGUCCUGUGUCUGCUGGAGCACGAUGAGGAGUACGUCUUCACGCUGCCCUGCGCCUACGCCCGCUCCAUCCUCACCGUGCCCUGGGUGGAGCUGGGGGGCAAAGUGUCCAUCAGCUGCGUCAAGAGCGGCUACUCGGCCACCGUCACCUUCCACACCAAGCCUUUCUACGGAGGGAAGGUUCACAGAGUGACGGCCGAGGUAAAACACAACCCGACCAACACCAUCGUGUGCAAAGCGCAGGGCGAGUGGAACGGCACGCUGGAGUUCACGUACAGCAGCGGUGAAACCAAAGUGAUCGACACGGCCAAACUCCCGGUGACCAGGAAGAAGCUGCGGCCGUCGGACCAGCAGGGGAGGAAGGAGUCCAGGUUGUUAUGGCAACACGUCACCAAAUCGCUGAAGGAGGGAAACAUCGACGAGGCCACGGCGCACAAACACAGACUGGAGGAGCGGCAGCGGGGGGAGGAGAGGAAGAGAGCGGCCGACAACAAACCAUGGACGCCCAAGUACUUCACUAAAGAGGGAGAUGGCUGGAUCUACAACAACUCACUGUGGAAGUCGACCUGACACCAGAGCAGCUCCUCUGAACAACCGAGACCCUGCCUCCCCAAGCCACCGAGGUCGGAGGUCAGGAGGUCGGACGCAGGGAGCAGCGCCCCCCCCCCAUGCAGGCCUCUGGACCUACAGACUCUCAGAGCGACACCACGGAGACACAAUCAUACAAACAAGCAAGGUGCCAAAGGGAUCUCCACUGUUAGACCCGGGACAGGGCGGGGGUCCAGAGCUCUUGGGACUGAAGUACAUUUUUAUAUACAGUUAAUAGUAUUACUAUUCAAAGUAGAGUAUUUCUAUUUUUCACCUUGCCAAGGCCUUUUUUGCACAUGCACAGUUAUGACGUUUGCCACUGGUGUUUUAUGAUCAACCUGUUUCUUCUCAGACAUCCUGUGGUUCAGAGCUUUUAGUUUCUCAUGCAGCGUUAGUGGAUGGACGUUCCCUGUAACACAUAAUACUGUAGCUGUGUGUAAGUACAUAUAAAGAGUCGUUUAUAAGAAGCACUUUUACCAAUAGAAAUAAAUUUAAUAUUUUAUAUAUCUGUGGCUUUUACCAAUCAGGGUCGUCUCCAAGAGCUUUAUGGAAAAUAAGACCACCUGAUCAGAUAGAAACAGAGUGUGUGCUACAUUAGAUCAUGUGUUAAAGUAUAUUAUUAUUCCGUACAUUACAGUGAGCUACUAGAACGUAAGAGGUCCUGAUUGUUUUGUCUGCACUAUGAAUGUAUCUGGACACAUUUUAAUGGAACGCCACAUUUUCCCAUCUUGUCCUGGGCACGACUUCACCUCACGCUCUUUGUUUGUAUUUCACCCACCGAGUGAGACGCCUCCACUUUCCAUUACUACCUCUCUCAUUCAGCUUCUCCAUUGUAACGUUUUGACUCCAAAAGGAAAAACACAGGUUUGUUAGUGGUGAAGUAGAAUAACCUCGACAUUAGGAGACAGUUUUCACCCCUUUGUUUGUGAGCAAGACUUCAUAAAACCCACAGGAAGGACUCAUAAAGGAAAUGAUUCAAUCCCUUUCUGAAUCUGUGCCCCUCAUAACGGCCCUUGAAUAACGAGAUUGGCUAUCAGGAGAACUUACACUUCCACCAGUCUCCUUAAAUUCAAUCAAGCUGCACCACAUUACACACACAGAUGGAAACCAGUCCCAUUAACCUGCCUGAUUUUAUCCCAUAAAGAGCCAUGAAUUGGGAAAAGGGUGAAAAUGUUGAAAAACGCCAUAUGGCACGUUUUUUUAAAUGUGGGUAAACCUGCCAAAAGAGGUGAUAAACUCCUUUCCCAUCGCCAGUUGAGUUUGCCUUUCUGUUUGACCCGUAAACGCCACACAAGCCUGAUGUUUGUGGGGUUUUUCACCAGUGGAAGAGGAGAUUAUGUUAAAGAAAAGAUUCCCUGGAUUCGCACCAGAUUUGAACAGGUUCUCCCCUGACCCACAUCUUGUUCUGUAGUUUUUACGUAAUCUUGCUCACAAUCAAAACAAUCAACAAGCAAAUGGACGGGUAUGAAAACCUCCUUGACCGAGGUGACUGAGCAGCCGCUGUACGUCCAGGUCAACGCUUCCCCUCAUGAUGAAGGAUGGAUGAGGGUUUGCAGGAGAGUGGCCAUGUUCUUGUAUCAUGGGGGGGUUUGUUGGAAGGUUGGUUCUGUGAAGGUAACCGACCCGUUGGAUAGAAAAGUGUCAGACGACUGUAGAACCAGACUGAAAGACAAACACAAAUCCAAUGAAUCCUGUUGUUCUCCACUGUACGUUUGCUUUUAUGGCCUUUUUUCUUUCACUCUUCACUGCUUCUUCCUUCAGUUGUGUUCGUAGUGGUGAUAUUUUUAGCCAGGUGAAUUUACCAGAUGCCAGUUUGUAGCCUCGGCCGUGACAGCACACGGUCGAUCUCCAUCUCACUGCAGGGCAGCGUGACAGCCGUCACCUCUGCUCCUCCCUGCUCUCCGACACUCGCCUUACGUGAAACUGUCGACAAGGAGUUUUCUAUAUUCCAGAGGAUCCGGACUCACCUGAGUAGACAGUGAUUGUGGAUAAAUGAAGGAAAUGUCCAUUAAUAAAGACCUUGUACCUUUUUAAAA